AUGGCCAUGAUGGGCAUCAUAGCGCCGGAGACGGCGUACGAGACGGAGGCCGUGUCUCCGGCCACAGCCAGCGCCGCCGCGGGCGCGCCGCAGCGCAGGGGCUUGCUCCGGAGGAUGAUGCCGCGGGGGCACUACUCGCCCAUCGGCGCCGACCAGAAGACAGACCCUGGAAGGGCGCCCGAGGUGGCACCGAUCGCUGCCCGUGACUCGGAUGUCGCGGAGAAGCCGCGCCGCGGCUGGCUGCGGCGGCUGGUAACGCAGCGGCGGCGCUGGAAGAAUCUGGGCGGCGCCAGCGCGUCGAGGCUGGCCGGACUGUCGCGAUCGCUGCGGUGGAAGCGGCUGUCCGUGAACCUGAGGGGCAGCUGGGCGUCGGCGCUGCUGGACACCGUCGCGUUCCGCGUCAUGUACGUGGUGGAAGCCAUCGUGCUUGGCCUGGCGCUCUCCUGUUUCUUCUGCUGCUGCGGCUGCCAGAUAUAG
Molecule: messenger RNA, 477 nt
Organism: Triticum turgidum subsp. durum (durum wheat)
Lineage: Eukaryota; Viridiplantae; Streptophyta; Magnoliopsida; Poales; Poaceae
Source: the annotation of a GenBank genome assembly